UCCCAAUUAAGGGGCCCUUUUUGGGAAGCGCCAAACAUAAUUUUGAAUAAAAGUGUAUGCUCAUCAAAAUUUCAUCACCACUCUUUCUCCCUUUUGCCCUUCCCUUUUCUGUUAUCUCAUCGUCCAUGAGAGGUGUAAAACAAUGUCUGGAAAGCCUACAAUGAAAAAGACUAGUGUCACACCCUAUGCUUUACCAACGCCAAAUAAUGACCAGAACGAUGAAAAUUUGCGACUUAUUAAUCCCGAUAGUACUGUCCACCAACAACAGCAGCAUUAUGGUACUUUACCAGAGGCAGCCUUUAGUUCUUCAACUUCAUUAAUAUAUGAUGGGUCAGCUUUUUCUGGAGAAAGUAGCGAAGAAAUGAUUUCUUCAAAUAAGAUAGCAAAAAGGAAAAAGAAACGAUUGCAAAAGCAUCACAAUAAACCGGCAAAGCCAAAGCUUGUCAGUAAAUUGUCAUAUAUUGUAGGCAGUGCGCGGCAAUCCGAGGACGAAACAGAUCAAGACGACGAUAUUAUAGAUAUGCCGCCUGAAAAUUUGAUUAUACCCGAAUUAGAUCCAAAUGCAGAUGAGGUUAAAAAAUACGUACCAGCAACGAACGAAGCUUGGUUGAGGAAUCAUAAAGUGAAUCUAAGCAAUAUACGAGAGAAUUAUCAUAGAGAACGUUUGUUAGAAAGGUAAAAGAUCAAAAUUGAUCAAUCUAGGCAACACAUUGGACUCUGAAAUGUAGAUCUACUGCUACCACACAGACAUGGAGAAAUUCCACUGACAAGUGU
Molecule: messenger RNA, 774 nt
Organism: Mycotypha africana
Lineage: Eukaryota; Fungi; Mucoromycota; Mucoromycetes; Mucorales; Mycotyphaceae
Exons: 2
Coding region: 143-679 (178 amino acids)
Source: RefSeq, a predicted model, not a curated record